Molecule: messenger RNA, 465 nt
Organism: Malassezia pachydermatis
Lineage: Eukaryota; Fungi; Basidiomycota; Malasseziomycetes; Malasseziales; Malasseziaceae
Product: protein transporter
Exons: 3
Coding region: 1-465 (154 amino acids)
Biological process (GO): protein import into mitochondrial matrix
Cellular component (GO): TIM23 mitochondrial import inner membrane translocase complex
Source: RefSeq, a predicted model, not a curated record
AUGUCUCUUCCGAGGAUUCUCGCUCAGAUUGCCUUCACAGGAACUCGUAUUCUAGGCCGCGCGUUUAUGGAGGCGGGCCGUCAGGCUGCGCGCAAUGUGCGAGCUGGCCAAGUUGAGGCGGCCGGCGCAGCUGGCGGCCGCGCAGGAGCGGCCGCUUCGCCCUCUGAUGCGCUUACGCGCACGCAUCGUAUGACGAUGGACGAGGCGAAGAUGAUCCUCAACCUCAAAGAAGAUGUAUCGCUAGAAGCGAACAAGAACGGUAUCAGCGAUGCUGUGAAGAAAGAAAUGAUCGAGCACUAUGAGCGUCUAUUCGAAAUCAACGCUCCGCCCGCCCCUAAGGGCAAGACGGGCGGCGGUAGUGGCUCGUUCUACAUCCAGUCCAAGAUCGUUCGGGCGCGUGAGCGCAUCGAGGCGGAGUGGAAGCUACUGACCGAAGCGGCUGCCGAGCAUCAAGCCUCGUCGUAA